This is a messenger RNA of Anisakis simplex (herring worm), 681 nucleotides long. NCBI's taxonomy places the organism in Eukaryota, Metazoa, Nematoda, Chromadorea, Rhabditida, Anisakidae. The record is from the annotation of a GenBank genome assembly.
AUGUAUAUUUGGAACUACUCGCCAACAUCGUGCGGCCGUGUGAUAUCAACCAUGAUCGAAUUAGCGUUGAAUUUAUUCGCCGUAUUUUUCAUCAUCUCGAUGGACACAUUCAUUUUCUUCAAGUUCAGACGUAUGAAUAAGGCACUUCGAAAGAGUGGUGCAUGCCCAAUCUCAGUUACCGAGCAACAGCAACGUCGCAAACGAGAGAAUCGAUUCUUCGUGCAGGCAUGUUGCUCGGAGAGCCUUUAUUUGUUUGCAUUUACUUGUUUCUACGGAUCAACGCUAUUGCCAUAUUCCAAAUGGGGAUUGUUUGGUCUAACGACAAUGAUUUGGGAAUUAUUUCAUACGUUCGAUGGAGAAGGGGCAAGAGCAUUCUUCAAGCAAUUUGGUAACGCAUUACUGGGGAAACAAAACAAAGAGCUGAACCAAACAGAAGAAGAAAGUACCAUGAACCCGUUAAGUGAGGAGAGUGAUACAGUCAGCAUGCCAAUAGAUAGCUCGAGUGUAAUAGAUGGAGACGAACCACCCUCACAGGUAAACCAAGCCAAAGCAACGACGAAUCAUGAAGAUGGGCAAAACGACGAAGAUCGAUUUGAAACAUCCAUUGACGAGCCAGUAAAGGCGUUUCGUCGUCGUAUUCUAAAACUUUAUUUUGAAUUCAUUAAGUUACAUAUAUGCUGA